AUGGAGGAGCCUUCUGAGAUGGAUCUCGAAGUUAGACGUGGUAGGAAUUUCAUGGCCCGUAGCAAAUGCAAAGGAACAUCCAAGUAUGGAGAUCUAUUAAAGUACAAAGUUAUUACACAUUUUGAGCUGCACACAGUUAUUGCUACGGAUAGGAAAUUGGAAGAGCUAAUGGUUGCGGAUCAGGGUGAGAAAAGUGAAGAUGGAGAAGCUGAAGAGGAUGCAGCUCUUGAUAAAAUUCGAUUCGAGAGCUUGACCGACAAGAGCAAGCUUGAUGGACAACUCAAACUCUUCAUCAGGUUGGUCCCAACCAAGACCAACAAGACACACUCUGUUAUUGACUGUGACAUCAACUUGACCAAAGCAUAUAUGGUGAACAAUUUGGAUACCAUUGCGAGGUAUGAACUAAGGAUUUUAUGGAAGCACUCCAAGCUGGAGCUGGUGUGA
Messenger RNA from Arabis nemorensis, 444 nucleotides. Lineage: Eukaryota; Viridiplantae; Streptophyta; Magnoliopsida; Brassicales; Brassicaceae. The record is from the annotation of a GenBank genome assembly.